Messenger RNA from Triticum urartu, 636 nucleotides. The record is from RefSeq and is a predicted model, not a curated record. Lineage: Eukaryota; Viridiplantae; Streptophyta; Magnoliopsida; Poales; Poaceae.
AUGAUGGUUGUUCCUCGUUGGUGCUAUGGAAGUCAUGACGGAUGGGCGAGUUUGGUGGAUAGGUGGCUCGGCGCCGAUGCAGAGUUUGCUGCCAAGAGCAUCAAGGCCCGGGCUAACCGUGGAGACGACGGGACACACGGCCAAGGAAACAGGAACCACUGGGGCUUCAAGGCCAUGAAGGAGGACAAGUUGAAGAGGCCGCUCUCAGACAUGGAGUCGUGGAAGCUGGCCCGCGAGCGGAGUCAUCGCAAGGAGGGCGAGAGCCAGUACUACGGCAAGACCGAGGAGCACCUGGGGUCUUACAUUCAUCACUAUCAGGAGUUGCAUCCGGAUGUUCCUGUUGCUGAGGUCGCCCAGUCUCAGAUCGACGACACGGCGGUGGUGGCCAUCCAGGGGAAGAAGAAUGGCCGGUAUCCGUGUUUCGAUGGCUUGAUCACUCCUUCGAUCUCGUACACACGGCUUCAGGCUAGCAACCCGAGCCAGUUAGAGAGUACGGGGCGUUCACAGACUCCCUUAGCCCGCCAACAUGCUGCAUAUAAGGAGUUUGUCGAGCAUAGGAAUCUCGAGGUGCGGGAGUACUUGAAACGAGUGAAGGCAAACGAUGAUUACAACCGCUAUGUUGGCGUCUUGGACUAA